GCAGUAGUAUAGCGCGUACCUUGUCAGACUGUUAUAUAGUUGGUGUUAGUAGUAUAAAAUCGAAGCAAUUUUUAUGUUUCUCUGUUUAUAUAUAUAUUUAUUAUAAUUUACUUGUAAUUAUUGUUGUCAUUUUUCUAGUAUAUUAAUAGUAUUUAUUGUUAAUAAUACCACACACUUUUAAAUCGUUUCAAUUUAUUAGUAUAAAUAUCUCUAACCAACUGAAAAAUCAUUCUUUUUAUUAAUAUUUAUCUGAAAAAAUGAAAAAAGUAAUAUAAAUACAUUGGUGAAAUAAGUAAAUAUAAUAGCUUUGUAGGGUUAUAUACUUAUUGUAAUUUAUUUAUAUAUAUCCAAGUGUGCAAUACGAUGAAUGAAAAUAAAAAUGUGGCAAGAGGGAGGUGAAGCUCCCUUUGAUGAAUUAAUUGACUCGAAGGGCGAUGAAAUACAGAAAUUGAGUGUGAUACAAACGUUGCCAAGUUUGUUGGUUGGAGAUCCGCAAACAUGUAUUCAAAGAUUAAUGCCCAAGAUGCAGGAGAGUCUGCAAGAAGCAUCAACAGAAUUUCAUGUUGCCGCAUCCUCGACAUUCAAAACUAUAUUAGAACAAAGACUUGUCAGUCAUUCAACAUUUACACAGACAUUCCUACAAAGCAUUUUAAACUCACUCGACAGCAAGGAUCAAGUGGUAGCUGAUGCUUGGUUGGAGACCUUGCUUGAUGUUAUUGAGUUACUACCCAGUGAAGUGAUAAAGCGUGAGAUAUUACAAGUGGCAAUAAGCAAAGGACAAUUGUCUCAGCCAGUAAAUUCACGUAUUAUUUGUUGUAAAUUAUUGGGAAAAAUAUGUACACGUUUUAAUUCACAAUUAAUAAGAAAACAAGUUUUACCAACAGUUCAUUCAUUGUGUCAAGAUGUCAAUAGCGAUGUUAGAGCAUGUAUAUGUUUACAAUUACGUUUUGUAGCAGAAGGAUUGGGUCCAGAGUCUGUUAAAUCGGCAUUAUUACCAUCAAUUGUCGAACUAGCUAGUGACGAAGAAAGUAUUGUAAGACACGCUUCUGUACAGACAAUAGUUUAUCUACUACCUCAUCUAAAUGCAGACGUUAUAAAAAGUACCAUAUCACCGUUGAUUAAAAAAUCAUGCGACAAUGCGCUCAAGUCAGACGUUACUGUCAUGUGUACGAUUGCUGAAGAGUUUGGAAAACUAGCAAUUGGCUUAGAAAAAUCAUUAUCCACCUCUGAAAAAACUUGGCUUAUUCAAUUUUUUAAACAAUUAUCACAAGUUGGAAUUUUACCAAAUAAAGAUAAAAAACCAUCAGGUUCUACUUUUAAUAGUAAUAAUACUAAUUCUAAUAGUAGUAAUCCUGGUAAUAAACAACAAGAAUUUUCAACAAUUAAUAUCAGUACCAGUAAUCCAACAAUUGUAGAGCAUUAUGUCGAGUGUCGAAGACUCUGUGCUUUUAAUAUUCCUGCAAUGUUUAUAUUUGCCGCUUCAACAAUUGAAGAUGUUGACGAUUUAAUAGCUACAUUUUCAGAACUAUCAGCAGAUCCAUUUUACUUGGUUAGACGGACUAUCGCUUGUGGAAUACAUGAGGUCGCUAAAAUUCUUGGACCAAAAAAUUAUUUAAUAAGAGGUGAAUUGAUAAAAUUAUUAAAGGAUGAUAAUGAACAAGUGUUGCAAGGCUUAAUACCAGAAUUAUCAAAGACACUUGAACUUUUAAUCCAAAGUCAAUCAGUUGGAAUAGAACAAUUGGAGUCAUCGGUUGUUGAUAUGGGAAAAGCGUUAUUAAAAUGUGAAAAUGAAAUUUUUAACACCAAUAAUUGGAGAUUGUCUAAAUUAAUGUUGGAACAAUUAGAAAUAUUACCAAAAUGUUUUCCAAGUGAUUAUAUUUAUACAUAUUUUGUGCCUGUUACUUUAAAUCGUGCAUUGAAUGCGAGACCUAUGCCAGUAAAAUUAGCUGCGGGACGAACAUUUUUGGUAUUUAUACGAUAUAAUUUAAAACCAGUCGAAAGAAGUGAAUUGAGAAAUAAAUUGUACAGUAAAUUUGCACGUAAUAAAAGCUGCUACAUAAGAAUGUUAUUUAUACGAAUGAUGAUUGAAGCAAUGACACUGUAUUCGUCAAUGUAUUUUAAAGAACAUUUUUACAUGGUAGUAUUGAGUUUAUCUGAGGAUCCAAUAGCAAAUAUUAGAUUAAAAUUAGUGAGUUUAUUACCGACAUUAAAAUCCUACAUACGACUACCUUCUGAUAAAAAACUUUUAUCAUCAUUUGAGUCAAGUGUACGUAAUUUAAUGAAUAAUGAAAAAGAUCGUGAUGUUAUUUCUGCAUUGACAACUGUAAUACGUAAGCUAGAUGAAAUAGAUGUACGCCACGAAGGUCAAUCUUCAUCUGUUAAAUUAAAUAAGCAAGACAAUGAUGAUUUUAAAAAAUAUGAAGAGGAAAAACAAAUAAUGGCAACUGUAUCGGGUAAAUUGUCAACUGGACAACAAGUAACAUUAAUAAAAAAAUCACCAAUUGCAGUAACUGGCCGAGUCAAUUCCAAUGACGGUGCAUCAUCUAUACGUAAUACCAAACAGUCAGGAAUAUCAAGUGAUAAUUUAUCUAAAUCAUCCAUAUCGUCACAAAAAGUUAAACAGACAGGUUCAAUGCCACUAACGGAUUCAACGACAUUCAAAUCGAGACAAACAACAACAAAAAGUUUUGACUUAGCGAAAGCUAGUACGUCUAGUGACGAUUUAACAUCAAGCUGGGCUCGUUUAACUUCAAACAGCAUGUUACUAACCCAUCUUUGGGAAAAAAUAGACCACCGUGGGUCUUCAAAACUUUCCUCACUAUCCGCACCAUCGUCGUCGUCGUCGUCGAUGACAUCUAAUCAGAGUAACUUUUUGGGAAUAGCUACUAACAAUUCUGAAGAAACUGAUAUAUCCUCAAAUUAUUAUUAUCACCCGCCGUGUAAUUGUUACAAAAGUUCUAUUUAUCCAAGUUCAUCAUUAUCAAGUUCUGGUAAUAUUGAAAUGGAUUAUAAAUCAACAGAAGCUAGUACGUACUCUUGUCGUGAAUCAUUGUCAUCAAAAUUAAAUUCAACCCAUCUAUAUCAUAAUCACCAUCAUCACCUCUAUAAUCAUCACCAUAAUCACCAUCAUCAUCAUCAUCAUAAUCAUAAUCAUAAUCAUAAAUCAAAUUAUUUAGAUACUAAUUACUCGUCACUAACAACUCCGCUGGUACUAACUCGUAAUAAAGAUGAUAGGCAUGGAAUUAAUCAGUAUAACAAUCCUUAUAAAUAUUUAAAUAAUUAUUUAAUGCCACGUGAAAGUACGCAGAGCUAUAAUAAUGAUGAUAAUAAUAAACUGAUGCCUAAUUUUGCUGCUCUUCGGGCUGUUACUAAUGCUGCACAGCAUAAUUCAUGUUGGGGUUUUAGUUCAAUGCCAGAGAUACCAGUAACUCUUUUGGAGGAUGAAUUUUUGGUCGACACCGGAAUGAGAAUUCCAGCUCAAUUGUCAUCGUUGUCUCAAAGUACAUCAAAAAUACCAAAUCUUCAGGAUAUUAUUUAUCGUAAUACACGUAUUGAUAAUUACAAUGUUAAUAAAUCACGACGAUCUAACAUUAGUUCUUCUCCUUGUAGUUCUAUUAGUUUUAAUAAUUCUGGAGUUAUUAAUAUAGAUAAUAAAGGUAAAAGUAAAAUUCAUUAUCAGUUACCUGAAAGCUGUUUAAGACGAACAACAAGUGUUGAUAAAUCAAAUAGUAUAGGCAAUAUUGUUGGUAAUAGACUAUCAAUGAGUUUUGAUGAAACAACAAAAAUUAAUAAAAUAACGAUAAAUGAUGAUAAUAAUGAUAAUGAUGAUGAUGAUGAUGAAGAAAACAUUAAAUCUAAAAAAUAUUCAUCUAAAAGUAUCAUUGGAAAACGUCUUAGUAGCAGCAAUAGAAAUAAUAGUACAAGUAAUAAUUCAACUACUGGUGAGAGUAUUACAAUAACUGGUACAAGUAAAAUAAUAGAUGAUAAAAAAAAAAAAUUAUUAUUUGUUGAUCGUGAUAAAAAUUUUAUCCCUUCAAAUACUAAUAUUACUAAUAUUACUACUGCUGCUACUACUACUACAACAACAACAACUGCUGGUGGUGGUGGUGGUGGUGGUGGUGGUGAUGGUAGUGGUAGUGGUAGUGGUAGUGGUAGUGGUACUCGAAUACUUGACAAAACUAAACGACACUCUGCUAGUUACAGUAUUAAAUUUUUUGACAGUAAAAAUUACAAGGAUAAAUUUAAAAGACAUAGUCUGGAAGUACCCGAGUAUAGUCCCGAACGUGGAAGAUUAAAAAGAAAUUAUACUUUGGAUGUUAAUCAUAAUCAAGGAAUUAGUAAAAUUCCAUUGAGAAAUUCAAUUUUAACUGGUAGUCGUACUGCUCCAGUAACUCGAGCUUCCAGUCCAAUAAGAUUGGGACCACAAAUAAGCUUUGAUCGGGAAAAAGAUCAUCAAACCGGUAAUAAAUAUCAUCAUAGUGAUCACAGAGUUAUGACUAGGUUUAGUUCUAGCGAUGAACAAGUUGACAAACUAUGUAUAAGAUUUGCUUACGUUGAUUCUUAUGGAAGAGAAGAAAACCCCCGUAAAAGUAUAAGUAAAUUACCCGUUUGGGUACCCAGAAAAAAAUUAUAGUUUCAUAAAAUAAAAUAAAAUCACAAACUAUAAAAAAUAGAGACACAUCAUUUCAGUUGCAAUAUCUAUUAAUUAGAUUAUCUUUUU
Messenger RNA from Cotesia glomerata, 4720 nucleotides. RefSeq names its product serine/threonine-protein phosphatase 4 regulatory subunit 4-like. The coding region runs from base 368 to 4633 and encodes 1421 amino acids. Lineage: Eukaryota; Metazoa; Arthropoda; Insecta; Hymenoptera; Braconidae. Gene Ontology annotation, cellular component: cytosol; protein serine/threonine phosphatase complex. The transcript has 12 exons. The record is from RefSeq and is a predicted model, not a curated record. Gene Ontology annotation, molecular function: protein phosphatase regulator activity.